Dermacentor albipictus is the source of this 1050-nucleotide messenger RNA. RefSeq names its product ranBP-type and C3HC4-type zinc finger-containing protein 1-like. The record is from RefSeq and is a predicted model, not a curated record. Gene Ontology annotation, biological process: proteasome-mediated ubiquitin-dependent protein catabolic process; protein linear polyubiquitination. NCBI's taxonomy places the organism in Eukaryota, Metazoa, Arthropoda, Arachnida, Ixodida, Ixodidae. Gene Ontology annotation, molecular function: ubiquitin-protein transferase activity; ubiquitin binding. Gene Ontology annotation, cellular component: ubiquitin ligase complex.
UCCUGCUGUUUCGAAAGGGUCCAAAAGCAGCGCCUCGCUCGUGGCACGGUGCCCGGACUCGGGAAGCCCACGCUGGCUCGACGCGGCCCGACGCGCCACCAACACACGCAGCCAUGAGCGCCGCCGCCGCCGACGCCGCUCCACGAAGCGCCGGGCACCUUCGCGUGGACGGGAAUGCUUCGCAGAAACAAAACGAGCUCAGCGCAGAGAAGGCACGGGGGAAUGACAAGUUUUCUCCGCUGUACCACUGCGCGCGGUCGAGAUGCUCCGGAAGCUGGUGCUGGGACGGCCCGGCGACGGAGCCCGUGCGAUGCCCACAAUGUUCUGCUCUCAAUUGCCUCGCCUGCCGGGCCAUCCACGACGGCCUCUCGUGCGAACAGUACAUCGUGCGCGUCGUAAAGGCCAUGGACAGCGGAGCCUUGGAGGAUUCGAAAGAAAAAAAGAAGCGGCUUCAAGAACAGUUAGAGUUAUACACCAAAGACAUCGUUCUAAAUUCAGCGCCCUUCACAUGCCCGGUUUGCAAGUCUGAUGUUGCAAAAGGAGAUGGAGUUUGCCUGAAGAGUUGCCACCAUUCGGUGUGCAGGGCUUGCGUGGUUCAAGCCAUAGAACGAUCUGGAACCGUGGCAGUGAAAUGCCCGUACUCUGGAAACAAUACUGUUUGCGACAUCGCUAUUGAAGACACCGAAGUUCGAGCGUUGCUGACGAAAGAAGAGUACGAAGACUACUUGCAGAAGGGCUUGCUGGAAGUGAAAGUAUCCGCAAAGAACUUCUUUCACUGCAAAGCUUCCGAGUGCCCCUGGUGGUGCUUCAUAGAAGCGAGCGUGCCGGAAGUUGAGUGCAAGCUGUGUGGCACAAAGAACUGCGUCAACUGCGAUGCCAUUCACCUUGGCAUGACAUGCGCCGAGUAUCAGGCUUGGCAAGCCAGCAUGAAGCAGCUGGUUCCAGUGCAAUGUGCAAACGACUUGGACAAUCUCAUGGCUUUCAUGCUGCACGUCGCUUACAUGGCGUGUAUCGUAUACCUGCUAGUAAAGUGUAUUUUCCCCUAACUUA